AUGUAUCUGUGUGGAGAAGCCCCUCAGCGUGUCUAUGUAUCUGUGUGGAGAAGCCCCUCAGCGUGUCUAUGUAUCUGUGUGGAGAAGCCCCUCAGCUUGUCUAUGUAUCUGUGUGGAGAAGCCCCUCAGCUUGUCUAUGUAUCUGUGUGGAGAAGCCCCUCAGCGUGUCUAUGUAUCUGUGUGGAGAAGCCCCUCAGCGUGUCUAUGAAUCUGUGUGGAGAAGCCCCUCAGCGUGUCUAUGUAUCUGUGUGGAGAAGCCCCUCAGCUUGUCUAUGUAUCUGUGUGGAGAAGCCCCUCAGCUUGUCUAUGUAUCUGUGUGGAGAAGCCCCUCAGCGUGUCUAUGUAUCUGUGUGGAGAAGCCCCUCAGCGUGUCUAUGUAUCUGUGUGGAGAAGCCCCUCAGCGUGUCUAUGUAUCUGUGUGGAGAAGCCCCUCAGCGUGUCUAUGUAUCUGUGUGGAGAAGCCCCUCAGCUUGUCUAUGUAUCUGUGUGGAGAAGCCCCUCAGCUUGUCUAUGUAUCUGUGUGGAGAAGCCCCUCAGCGUGUCUAUGUAUCUGUGUGGAGAAGCCCCUCAGCUUGUCUAUGUAUCUGUGUGGAGAAGCCCCUCAGCUUGUCUAUGUAUCUGUGUGGAGAAGCCCCUCAGUUUGUCUAUGUAUCUGUGUGGAGAAGCCCCUCAGCUUGUCUAUGUAUCUGUGUGGAGAAGCCCCUCAGCUUGUCUAUGUAUCUGUGUGGAGAAGCCCCUCCGCUUGUCUAUGUAUCUGUGUGGAGAAGCCCCUCAGCUUGUCUAUGUAUCUGUGUGGAGAAGCCCCUCAGCUAG
Messenger RNA from Oncorhynchus gorbuscha (pink salmon), 813 nucleotides. Its product is annotated as delta-actitoxin-Amc1a-like. Lineage: Eukaryota; Metazoa; Chordata; Actinopteri; Salmoniformes; Salmonidae. The record is from RefSeq and is a predicted model, not a curated record. The coding region runs from base 1 to 813 and encodes 270 amino acids. The transcript has a single exon.